This is a messenger RNA of Hydractinia symbiolongicarpus, 1299 nucleotides long. RefSeq names its product zinc metalloproteinase nas-6-like. The record is from RefSeq and is a predicted model, not a curated record. The transcript has 11 exons. Gene Ontology annotation, molecular function: zinc ion binding; metalloendopeptidase activity. Bases 1 to 1299 code for a protein of 432 amino acids. NCBI's taxonomy places the organism in Eukaryota, Metazoa, Cnidaria, Hydrozoa, Anthoathecata, Hydractiniidae. Gene Ontology annotation, biological process: proteolysis.
AUGUUACAAUGGUUAAAUAUUUUAAAGAGUUUUAAAAGAGUUCGAAGACCUAAUCAUAUUGUAACGAAAAUUAACGUUCUAGAAUUUUUUGUUUUUUGGGAUAAAAACACCAGUAGACAUAAAUUAUUGAAGAAAAUUUGUGCCAGUAGAAACUUAAACAGUGCAAACAAUGCUCUCAGUUAUCAGAUAAAUGCUGGCAAACUUUAUUCAAAGUCUUCAAAGUUUUUCUCUGCGAAAAGAAUGCAAAUUGCAAUAGAGCAUAUCUGUGAUCCAGAUCUAUUUGAAGGAGAUAUGGUGGUGGAUGAAAAGCAAAAACAGGAAAUUCUAACGAAGACAAAUUCAUUUGCAGCAGUGAGAGGACAUGGUAGAACAUGGCCAUUUGGUAUCGUGUGGUAUGAAUUAACACCAGAAAUAGGUACUGUGCUUCUGCAUCAAUGUCUUGGUAAAAAUAACUUCAACUUUGAACAACAAUGGAGUGACAUUCAUAUCACAUUGACCCAGGAUAGCUUCUUAGUUGCUAUUGGUACUGUUAUCAACGAGGGCCCUAACAAUAGCGAAGCAAAAAAAGGAGUAAUGGAAGCUAUCGCGAUGUUUCAAAAAUAUACAUGCGUUGUGUUUCACGAUAGAUGGAGGUAUCCACACAAUCUGUAUCACGGAUACAUCUCUUUCCAAAAGGGAAAAGGAGGAUGCAGUUCUGAAGUUGGAUAUAAAGGAAAAGGAAAGAAACAUGUUAUCUCGUUAGGAGCUGGAUGCUAUUACAAUAUAACUGUAAUGCAUCAGAUUAUGCAUGUUUUAGGCUUUUAUCAUGAGCACAAUCGACCAGACAGAGAUAAUUAUGUCACGAUCAAUUGGAAAAAUAUUAUGAAGGGCUAUCAUGACAAAUUCAACAAAAGAUCCAUCAAAGAUGUCGACUCAAGAAAAGUUCCAUAUGACCUGCGUUCAAUAAUGCAUUGUGCAUGGAAUGCUUUUGGUUGGACACUUGGAGAUCUUACCAUAGAAACAAAAGAUCCUUUAGAUAAAUAUGAAAUCGGACAGCGGGCUCAUCUUUCGGUCUCGGAUCAAUAUCAGAUUAACAAAAUGUAUUAUUGCACGCAAAUUGACAAUUUCCCGACCCCCGGUCCAAAGCCAUACACAAGACCACCGCAAGAUUGUCAAGACCUUCGCCAGGAUUGUGACUACAUGGCCAAACAACUGAAUCGUUGUAAAAAUGAUUGGAAAUUUACAAUGUAUUACUGGUGUAAGCGUGCUUGUGGUUUUUGUAAAUCUCCGCCGAUAAAGAAAAAAUUGAUCCAAAGUUAA